CUAUCCACUCUCCAUUUAAGUACAAGAAUCAUACCCCAGUCCAACUCACCUGGGUUAGUCUACUAUUCGUCAUUUCGACGAGCCGGGUGUUACAAUAUAGACUAUAGAGUAGCUGGCGACACACGGACAUUGCGAGAUAUCCUAUCAGAUCACGUACCGAUUUGCGCCCUUUCUUCCUUCUCUCCUUCUCUUCUCUUCCCGCCCUGUAGAACCACUUGUGAGCCAAGAUGAACCCAGCUUCUCUCCUUCAUGGUCGAAGACUUCCUUCUGCUGGAUCUUUACUGGUCGGUAUAUUGGUGGGACUCUUGGUAGCUUCUGUACUUAGAAGAGGGAGUAACGACGAAACCAACUGGCGAGGUACUGGUGGUCAAGCCAUUCGACCUAACCCCAUCUCGGGUUCAUCCCGCUUACAACGUUCUCAAAUCACUCUUCCUUCUCUUCAACAACGUUUUCAUAUUCUUCAACUCCUUGGUACUCUCACCGCACAUCACACAACAGAAUGUACUCGUCAUGUCCAACCUCUCUACGCUGAACAGGUGAAAGAACGAUACGAACCUUUAGUCGGACAUAAACGUCCUUGGGCCAAUUCUAAUUGGCUAUCUCGUCUUUUCGGUGGUGGAGUAUCUAACACUCAACUAGCUUUAGGUCGUACUGGUAAUAAUGGAAAUUACGGUGAUAGUCGAUCAGAAAAUAUCAGACGUGAUUUACAAGCUCAACAACAUAAAUAUUUCUUCGCUAUUAAUCUUUAUAAUUCCUUCGACGUCAUUCCGGACAUUUUUGCGACUUUGUUUCGUACUGCCGCCGUUUUGGGAUAUCAUAAUGUUUAUGUUUCCAUAUAUGAGAACGGUUCGAACGACCAGACAAAAGCUUUGUUGAGGAUAUUCGACGCGCUAGCUCGUACUGUUGGAUUGAGAGUCAUUAUCAGGACUUCGAUGCGUACAAGAGGACAGUUCAACCAUCGUAUUGAAUACCUCGCAGAGGUACGGAAUGCUGCAAUGGUACCGCUUCACGAGUUGAGAGAUAAUGAGAAUGAAGUGUUUGACAGUAUCGUUUUCAUGAAUGAUAUCCUACCCUGUGUGGAUGAUUUGCUCGAGUUGAUUUGGCAAUCGAGGAGACAGAACGCGGGGAUUACUUGUGCGGCGGAUUACAUGUAUCACGAUGAUAUUGGCGCCCCGGUCUUCUAUGACAAUUGGGUGGCAAGAGAUAUCAACGGUACCGCUCUUGAAAAUGCACCAUUUGAACAAGUGUUUCAUCACACAGAGUCGAAUCAUCGUUUCCAGCGUCAUCUUCCAAUUCAAGUCCAAUCAUGCUGGAACGGUAUUGCCAUCCUUGACCCUGCUCCAUUCUACCAACCCCCUCAUGUCAAAUUCCGUAUGGCUCGUCUUCCCGACGGAGAAUGUUCAGCAUCCGAAUGUUCAUUAAUCUGCAAUGAUUAUUGGAAUACUGGGUAUGGACGUAUCAUCAUGGUUCCCAGGGUCAAGUUGGCAUAUGAUCAAAAAGUAUACGACAUUAUCCAUCCUGAACGUAGGAAUCUUACCGCUAUCAGAGGAUACAAACGUAUUGGUGGAUUACCAGAUGAUCCACAUACGGAUCCACAGGAUAGAAGUUGGUAUGGUCCUCAUGAUCGGUUAUUCACCGCUGAGGAAGAUGAGGAAGUGGCUUUUCAACUCGGGCCGGAGUAUGUCUGGUGUUGGGGUUGGGACGGUGCGGGUGAUCUCGACGGACCUGACGUAGACCCUAUUUGGGAACAUAUGCCCCCUCGAACGUUUUCUGAAGAGUCCAUUCAGAUUAAGCAUUACCGGAAUCUACCGGGUUACUGAGCAUGUACAGUUGGGCUAAAGGGAUGGUGAUAGAUGCAUUUUACUUUAUCUGGGA
Tremella mesenterica DSM 1558 is the source of this 1875-nucleotide messenger RNA. RefSeq lists its product as uncharacterized. Bases 228 to 1820 code for a protein of 530 amino acids. NCBI's taxonomy places the organism in Eukaryota, Fungi, Basidiomycota, Tremellomycetes, Tremellales, Tremellaceae. The transcript is spliced from 7 exons. The record is from RefSeq and is a predicted model, not a curated record.